Molecule: messenger RNA, 1288 nt
Organism: Nicrophorus vespilloides
Lineage: Eukaryota; Metazoa; Arthropoda; Insecta; Coleoptera; Silphidae
Product: popeye domain-containing protein 3-like
Exons: 6
Coding region: 82-1254 (390 amino acids)
Cellular component (GO): sarcolemma
Molecular function (GO): cAMP binding
Source: RefSeq, a predicted model, not a curated record
AUAUGCAAGAAACUGCAAACGGAUCGAUUCAAGUCGCGCGCAAGGAUGUAACAAUAUUCGCUGUGGCAAUCCACUCAAAAAAUGCCUUCCGAUCCAGAUUCAUCAGGUCUGCAACCUAAUGAGAAACGGCCUUCUAUACUGCACGUUUCUCCGGGUCUAAAUUUGACAUGGCCCAACGAAGAUCACGAUCUCAAUUAUACCAUACCCAAAGAAAUUUGGUGGCCAUGGUGCGAUUAUUGGAAAGAACCGCAGCACGUUUUGUUCCAAUUAGCCAACAUGUGCUUUGCAAUCGCUUACGCCUCAAACUGCACGAAAAAGGGAGUUCUGUUCAUGCACUGCUGGCUAAUAAUUGGUUUGAUGUUAUUUUCCGGUUGGGCUUGGAACGUGAUCUGCGCGCCGGACGUUUUCACGUGGAACUUCGCGUUCGUUUUACUAAACUUGGGUCAGGUGUUCCACAUCAUUUAUCAAAUAAGACCGGUCAAGUUCGAUCCCGAAUUAGAAGAAGUUUACCAUAAUCUCUUCGAGCCGUUCAAGAUUCCCAGGCUGCAAUUCAAGAAGAUGGUGAGUUUGGAAUUUGCGCAAAUCAUGUCGCUGCACGCAGGCGAAGCGUACGCAGUUCAGAAUUUGACGAGGACGGAUCGGCUGGGUCUUCUGCUAUCAGGGAAAGUUAACGUGCUUUCAGAUAACCAGUUUCUGCAUCCAAUCUUGCCGUGCGAGUUUCUGGAUUCACCAGAAUUCGAGUCCAGUCGAAACACCGUUGACGAUAAAUUCAAAGUGUCUAUAGUAGCGGCGAGCACUUGCAGAUAUCUUUACUGGCAACGCUCCGCUCUAGAAUAUCUCUUCGUUAAAGACACUUACAUAGGUACAGUGCUGACGACGUUAAUCGCAAGGGAUAUUACCACCAAAUUGUACGCUAUGAAUAACAAAAUUGUGACGGCUAAAGGAUCUCACCUUGACAUUAGAUUACCCAGUAUUACGUCCAGUUUAACUUCGAAUAGUGAAUAUAAAUCACCGAUACGGAAGAAAGGAAACGGUACAUGCCCAAUGUCGCCGGAUUCUUUUUUGGGCGAUGGACUUCCUAGAGAUAAAAAUUACAAAGAAAACAUGAUGCAACAGCAAACCGGAUACGUGAGUGAGAUGACUCCUCUAACGGAACUUCCUUCCACCGAUGAUUUAACUUCCAACAACGACGUGGAAAGUUGGCUGGAAACCAGUUCCAAAUAUCACAGUUGCGAAAUCGUCGACACAGAUUAAAUAUAAACACAACUAUGUAUUUUUUUUUAAACUA